Lepus europaeus (European hare) is the source of this 1707-nucleotide messenger RNA. It is a transcript of the gene IKZF3, whose product is annotated as IKAROS family zinc finger 3. The record is from RefSeq and is a predicted model, not a curated record. The transcript is spliced from 8 exons. Gene Ontology annotation, biological process: regulation of transcription by RNA polymerase II. Gene Ontology annotation, molecular function: RNA polymerase II cis-regulatory region sequence-specific DNA binding; DNA-binding transcription factor activity. NCBI's taxonomy places the organism in Eukaryota, Metazoa, Chordata, Mammalia, Lagomorpha, Leporidae. The coding region runs from base 1 to 1707 and encodes 568 amino acids.
AUGCGUGCCUCGAAGCUGCGCGCGGGGGCGGGGCGGGGCGAGCGCCCCACCCCUCGAGCCCACGUGGCCAACGUCGUGCGCGCGCUUCGCGCCUCGCGCCAUUUUUCCAUGCUGUUGGCGGCCUGGUUGUCUGAAAGACCCUCCAGGGAGGAAGAGCCAAGGGCGAAGGAGGCCAAGGCUUCGAAUACACAAGCAAAUGCAGAACUGCAAAGCACUCAGGAGCAGGCUGUGCCCACAGAAAGCCCAGCGGUUUUGAAUGACUACAGUUUAACCAAAUGUCACGAAAUAGAAAAUGUGGACAGUACAGAAGGCCCAACCAAUGAAGAUGAAGAUAUGGGAGAUGAUUCAAUGAAAAUGAAAGAUGAAUACAAUGAAAGAGAUGAGACUGUUUUAAAGCCAGAGCCCAUGGGAAAUGUGGAAGAGCCUGAAAUCCCUUACAGCUAUUCAAGAGAAUAUAAUGAAUAUGAAAACAUUAAGUUGGAGAGACAUGUUGUCUCAUAUGAUAAUAGCAGGCCAACCAGUGGGAAGAUGAACUGCGAUGUGUGUGGAUUGUCCUGCAUUAGCUUCAAUGUCUUAAUGGUUCAUAAGCGGAGCCAUACUGGUGAACGCCCAUUCCAGUGUAAUCAGUGUGGGGCAUCUUUUACUCAAAAAGGUAACCUCCUCCGCCACAUUAAACUGCACACAGGGGAAAAACCUUUUAAGUGCCACCUCUGCAACUAUGCGUGCCAGAGAAGAGAUGCGCUCACGGGGCAUCUUAGAACACAUUCUGUUGAGAAACCCUACAAAUGUGAGUUCUGCGGAAGGAGUUACAAGCAGAGAAGUUCCCUUGAGGAGCACAAGGAGCGGUGCCGUACAUUCCUUCAGAGCCCUGACCUGGGGGACACGGCAAGUGUGGAGGCAAGACACAUCAAAGCAGAGAUGGGAAGUGAAAGAGCUCUCGUUCUGGACAGAUUAGCAAGCAAUGUGGCAAAACGAAAAAGCUCAAUGCCUCAAAAAUUCAUUGGUGAGAAACGCCACUGCUUUGAUGUCAACUAUAAUUCCAGCUACAUGUAUGAGAAAGAGAGUGAGAUUAUACAGACAAGGAUGAUGGACCAAGCCAUCAAUAACGCCAUCAGCUAUCUUGGCGCGGAAGCCCUGCGUCCCUUAGUGCAGACACCGCCUGCUCCCACCUCUGAGAUGGUUCCAGUUAUCAGCAGCAUGUAUCCCAUAGCCCUCACCCGGGCUGAGAUCCCAAAUGGUGCCCCCCAGGAGCUAGAAAAGAAGAACAUCCACCUGCCAGAGAAGAGCCUGCCUUCGGAAAGAGGCCUGUCCCCCAACAAUAGUGGCCAAGACUCCACGGACACUGACAGUAACCACGAAGAACGCCAGAAUCACCUCUAUCAGCAAAAUCAUGUGGUCCUUCCUCGGGCCCGCAAUGGGAUGCCACUUCUGAAGGAGGCGCCCCGCUCUUACGAACUCCUCAAGCCCCCUCCCAUCUGCCCAAGAGACUCCAUCAAAGUGAUCAACAAGGAAGGGGAGGUGAUGGAUGUGUUUCGGUGUGACCACUGUCGAGUCCUCUUCCUGGAUUACGUGAUGUUCACCAUUCACAUGGGUUGCCACGGCUUCCGUGACCCUUUUGAGUGUAACAUGUGCGGAUAUCGAAGCCACGAUCGCUACGAGUUCUCAUCUCACAUAGCUAGAGGAGAACACAGAGCCAUGCUGAAGUGA